This is a messenger RNA of Sitodiplosis mosellana (orange wheat blossom midge), 2114 nucleotides long. RefSeq lists its product as uncharacterized. The transcript has 2 exons. NCBI's taxonomy places the organism in Eukaryota, Metazoa, Arthropoda, Insecta, Diptera, Cecidomyiidae. Gene Ontology annotation, molecular function: nucleic acid binding; protein binding. The coding region runs from base 335 to 2008 and encodes 557 amino acids. The record is from RefSeq and is a predicted model, not a curated record.
CAUGGUAAUAAAAAUUAGCUCUAGAUUGUUAAUGAGAUCACAUUUUAUUUCCAUAUAAAUUUAAAUUCUAUUCAAACAUUUCGUUUUCAUCUCAUUUCAAAUGCUACUAUUACCUGAUUGUUAACGCCAUCUGAUAUCGUCUCAACUCACAACAAUUUGGCGCUUACAUUAUUUGACAUUUCUCCACACAAAUCGUAUACAAACGGACUUUCGCGUUAGCUGUAACAAUCAACAGGCUAAAGAGAUUUCAUAUCAACGCUCGAAUAUUUUCUAAAAAAAAGUUCAAUUUUAAUUUUAAAUCAAGAGAAAUAAUUGCAAAGAACAGAAUCCAAAAAUGCCAUUCAUUUCAAACGAUUUUGAAUGGAAAUUGGUUGAAGAUGACGAGCCAUACGACAAAGAACAAUUUGUUGUUGUGAGAAAACUCCAUGUCAAGCCAUACAAGUAUGGGCCAAUCAACGAAGUUUCGUUCGAUCUAAUUGAUCAACGCUUCCGGAAAUUCGGAGAAAUCGAAUCAAUCGAAAUUUCGCCUAACAAGAAAUCAGCGCAUGUUACAUUUUCCAGCAACUAUAGCGCGUAUUGGAUGCAAUUGAAACAUGAUUUUGACAAGAUGAUGGACCCAGAUAAGAAAAUGCCAUUCGAGAUUCGUCCGGCCAAUUCAUGGAAUCAACCAUCAGAAAAUGCCGUUUUGCCACCAUACCACGAUGUCGAUAUGGAAGGUGCAGUACCACCACCGGAAAUUUUCAUAUUGAACGAAGACUGUCUGUUGCACUUGUUCAAGUUUUUGGAUCUUGACUCUCUGGUCAAUAUGGCCUAUGUCUGCAAAAUGUUCAGAGAAUUGCUGGACACACACUGUUUUCCACAUAUUCGAAAAUUCGAAUUCAAAAGUGAGAACCAUUUCGACGGUUAUGAUCCACGCUUGUUCUCAAUGUCGUUGGUUAAAAUGCGUCGAACACUACGCUGCAUUGGUCCCUUCAUUACCGAUCUCACCUUUCAAUGUAACGCCGAGGAAAACAAUCGGACAAAAUAUUCGGUUUUUAAGCACGAUAUCAUCAGCCGAUUUUUAGAAGUAUUGGCUGAAAAAAUUGGGCCAAACAUUCGACGAGCGUGGUUUUCAGGAAUUUUGCUUUUUGAAGAGGAUGGUAUCUCAAGAAUUGCGCCCAUUCUACAUCAUUUGGAAAUGUUGAAAAUCGAAGGAAACUACAGCCAUGACGGCUACGCAGAUAUCGAUUUUCAAACAUUAUGCCCGAAUUUGAUUGAUUUUGAACUAAAUGCACCAGUUCCAAUGACGAAAACCGACAAACCGUGGAGUACAUUGCGUCGUUUGGCCUGCGUUUGGGAUGAAGAUAUGGAACCACCUGACAUGCAAUCUUUUUUUGAAUGGAAUCCACAGCUCACAUGCGUGCAAUUUCGAAUUUGGAGAUCCCUUGAUGGAGACAUUUCAGUGGCAGCCGUAAACUUGCCUCUUCUUGAGAAAAUUGGCAUAUACGAUGACUUUGAAAAUUUUUGCAUAAGUGGUCAAAGCAUCGCUUGCCUGAAUAGUCUUCAAUAUUUAAUGGAAGUAACCAUGCAUGAUUUGGAUGAAAAUUGUCUGGAAAGUGUUAUCGACUGUUUGAAAACAAUGGUUCGGUUACGGAAAAUACAUCUGCACUUGCACCCAAUUCAACCAAUUGAAUUCGAAGAGGAAUAUGAGCAGUCAUUGGUCAAAUUGGCUAGGCAACUUCCGAAUUUGGAACACUUCGCUCUAGAUGGUGUGACAAUAACCGAAGUAAAUUUGAUCAAAUUCGUUCGAUUUGCGAAUCAAUUGAAAACACUUAAGCUUUGUUAUUGCAAAGUGGGUUUUACGGAUAAAUUGAUCUUAAAACUGGUCAAAGUGUUGGAAUGCAAUCGAUCACAGCCCAGCGAUGCUUUGCUACUGGAAUUGGACCGUAAGGAAUUUGAAAAUUUAAACGUGAUUGAGAACGAGUCAAUGCGACCAUACCUCAAAAUCGAGCCCGUGAAGAGCCAAUGAAAAAAAAUAAGAAUUUCCCACAAAUAUAGUUCUCUUUCUUCACCGUUUUCUGUAUAUUCCACUCAAAAUUCAAAUAUGAACUGAAUAAAAAUCAAUAUGAAUGCAA